Molecule: messenger RNA, 2039 nt
Organism: Terrapene triunguis (Three-toed box turtle)
Lineage: Eukaryota; Metazoa; Chordata; Testudines; Emydidae
Product: kinesin-like protein KIF9
Exons: 17
Biological process (GO): microtubule-based movement
Molecular function (GO): microtubule motor activity; ATP binding; microtubule binding
Source: RefSeq, a predicted model, not a curated record
AUGUUCAUGUGUAUCUGUUUCAUUUCCUCCAGGUGUCCCCACAAGCCAUUAUCUGUAUUAGUUGUUACAAUGAGUGCAAAAGAAAGUAAAGUACAUGCAUUUGUGCGAGUCAAGCCAACAGCUAAUUUUCCUCAAGACAUGAUCAAGUAUGGGCCAGACAAUAAGAGCAUAGAUAUUUACAUCAGGAGAGAUGUUAAGAAAGGUGUCGUCAAUAACAAGCAGACUGAUUGGUCCUUUAAACUGGAUGGUGUUCUUCACAAUGCCUCCCAGGAUUCGGUUUAUGAUGCAGUAGCUAGGGACUUGGUAUCCCAAGCUCUGGAUGGCUAUAAUGGCACUAUAAUGUGCUAUGGGCAAACAGGAGCUGGUAAAACAUACACCAUGACAGGAGCAACUGAAAACUACAAGCAUAGAGGAAUCAUACCCCGAGCUAUACAGCAGGUGUUCAGGGCAGUUGAAGAACACAUCGAUCAGUCCAUCACUGUCCGAAUGUCCUACCUGGAAAUCUACAACGAGACUCUCUUCGACCUUCUCUCCACUAUGCCUCAUGACAUGUCCGGUGACACUCACAUGGCUGUAGUGGAGUACCCACAGGGUGUCUUUGUGAAGGGCUUAUCUAUGCAUCCAGCCAGCCACGAGGAAGAUGCUUUAAAUCUCCUGUUUGAGGGUGAGACCAACAGAAUAAUAGGUGAACAUACUCUGAAUAAAAAUUCAUCCAGGUCCCAUUGCAUAUUCACUAUCUAUAUUGAGUCUCAUUCCAGAAUUUUGUCAGAUGCCAAAUACACUGCUUCAAAAAUUAACCUAGUGGAUCUGGCAGGUUCAGAGAGACUGGGGAAGACUGGGUCCGAGGGGCAGGUUCUGAAAGAAGCCACAUAUAUCAACAAAUCUUUGUCAUUCCUUGAGCAAGCUAUCAUUGCACUGGCUGAUCGUAAGAGGGACCACGUCCCCUUCCGGCAGAGCAAGCUCACCCAUGCCCUUAAGGAUUCAUUAGGGGGAAACUGCAAUACAGUCCUGGUGGCAAAUAUCUAUGGUGAAGCUGCUCAGAUAGAGGAGACUCUGUCCUCUCUCCGUUUUGCUACCAGAAUGAAAUGGGUCACAACGGAGCCAGCCAUCAAUGAGAAAUACGACCCAGAGCGGAUGGUCAAGAAUCUGGAGAAGGAGAUUGUUCUUCUGAAGCAGGAACUAGCCAUGCAUGACAGCUUGGUCAACCGUUCUCUGGUGAAUUAUGACCCUCUGAAUGAAAUCCAGAUAGCAGAGAUUAACUCUCAAGUCCGCAGGUACCUAGAAGGAGCCACAGAUGAUAUUGAUAUAAUGAACAUCAGACAAAUCCAAGAGGUAUUUAACCAGUUCAAAGUGAUUUUAAGCCAACAGGAGCAGGAAGUGGAAGCCAGACUACGAAACAAAUACACCCUGAUAGACAAAGGUGACUUUGCAGCCAUUACUGCUGCUCAGAAGGCAGGCCUGGUUGAUGCAGAGGGCCAUCUAGUGGGGGAAGUGGACGGACAGGGCUUCGGGAUUGGAGUUGCUCCUUUAUCCAAACCCGGCGGGAAGAAAGUUAAAGCCAAGAAAGCCAAAGAGCAGCUUAGCCCCACUACCAGGAAGGAAGGAUUAGGAAGCCCUGUUUUGGGGAAAGAUCUGGAUUCUGUUUCCCCAUCAAGGAGUGUGCUGGUAACUUCCGCAAAGGAUUUGGAUGUGAAGGAGGGACUAAUACGGGAGCAGGAUGCAGCUAGUAUUGAAACACAUCGCUCGGAGUCAGUGCCCAAGGAGGAGUCCCACCGACCGAGUUCCCCUCCCGCUAAGCUGGUGGCAUUUGAGGAGUUUAAAAAUGAGCGAGGAAGUGAGAUCAACCGGAUCUUUAAGGAGAACAAAGCCAUCCUCAGCGACAGGAAGAAGAAAGCGAGCGAGAUCACCCACAGACUCAACCUAAUAAAACAGGAGAUGGACAUCACCAAACAGGCCCUCGGGGCCCAGAAGAAGGAGAGGGAGGAGCAGGGUAAGUGGCAUACAGAAUGGAUCGGACAACACCGAUCUGAGCAGGGAGA